CUCAGUCGUUUGCCGUAUUAACAGUAAGGAGUGACGCAGCAACGCCGAACGGACAGGAGAGUUUUUACAGUCAAGAUGGCGACGUCGGAGCCGCAGUGUGGAACUGAAUCUGAAGAAAGCACAGCAGAACCUACAGUAGUUGCUAACCCAGAAGAAUACAUGAAACAUCCUCUUCAAAACAAAUGGGCUCUUUGGUAUUUCAAAAAUGACAAGAGCAAAAGUUGGACGGAAAAUCUGAGACUUAUUGCCAAAUUUGAUACAGUUGAAGACUUCUGGGCGUUAUAUAAUCAUAUACAGCAACCUAGUAAACUUGGAUUUGGAUGUGACUACUGUUUAUUUAAGGAUGGAAUCAAACCGAUGUGGGAGGAUGACAGAAAUAAACUUGGGGGAAGAUGGUUAAUGACACUCAACAAACAGCAGAGGCAUAAUGACUUGGAUCGGUACUGGAUGGAAACGCUGUUAUGUUUAAUUGGAGAGUCCUUCGGUGAAGCCAGUGAAGAUGUGUGCGGCGCAGUUGUCAAUGUUAGACCAAAAGGUGACAAACUAGCCAUCUGGACAGGAAACUGCGAAAAUAAAGAAGCAAUCAUGACUAUAGGGCAACAAUACAAAGAACGUUUGAGUAUUCCUUCAAAAGCCCUUAUUGGAUACCAGUCACAUGAUGACACAUCUAGCAAAAGUGGCUCCACAACAAAGAACAUAUUUACAGUUUGAAGAAAGUUGGUUAUUUGUUGUAGGUUUAUAAAAUUAUUCAUCUGCACAAUAACAGUGAUUUAUGAAUUGUCAACUACAGUAGUGUCCUUUUUUUUUUAACAUGUUUGUAUAUGUACAAUAUUCCUUUGCCUUCACAAUAAAAAUGAACAGCAGUAUUUUUCAAUACUAAACAGUCAGACGACAGUCUAAUGGGCAGAUGUAUUGAUCUGUUAUAGUAACAAAGAUUUCAGUUUUCUGUAGAGCUUUUAAUGGGUAUUACAAUAAGAAGUAAAUAUAAUGUGCUGCCACAGAUUUUAGUAAAGUGUAUGAGUAAUAAAUAGAUAAACUACAGAGGUUGUAGUUAACAUUUUUGAAUAAAACAACCUUUCUCGAUAAGCACUCUCGCUUUAUUGAACGCAUAAGACUGCUGCUAAAUAUACAGAUGUCUAGCAAAUAUCCAGAAAAGUAAAUGUAAUUCCUCUGUACUCAGACACAAAUUCUCUUCACAAAUAAUCCUUCAUUAUCAUUUGAAUGUCACAUGUAUUUUAAUUUAUGUUAAUAUGAAAAGUAAUCUGAGCUAAACCUGCCAGAAAAUAUUUGACAUUUCAGAAAGCAGCCACUGUCUUUCUCUGUUGGAUUAAAACUUGGUUCAGUAAUUUUCAGCUAAAAUACUAUUUCAUUUGAAAUGUAGUUUUGCUUGUAGUACUAUAUAACGUUUACUUUUUUUUUCUUACAAAAUAUUUUUGGUUUAGGCUUUGCUGUGAAUUUUCUUAGAGAACUAUAAAGCUUUCAAGUCCCCGUUUUUUUGAUUUGUGAAAGAUUUUGCAAACGUGAACUUUUGAGCAUUAAAAAAAACAAAACGUUUUAUAACGUGUAAGAUACAGCCAUGCUUUCUCUAUUGCCUUCUCUUAUGCUGUCACUGUGCUACACACUACUUGUAGGUUAUUGCAAAAGUAAAUUCUAUUAAUUAUAUUGCUCUUAUUGUAUCAUGAUUUUGAUUCUGUUUUUUGCAGGAUGUAUAUUACAUUCUUAAAGUAAAAGGUAAUCUAUUUGCAAAUACA
Polyodon spathula (Mississippi paddlefish) is the source of this 1751-nucleotide messenger RNA. RefSeq names its product eukaryotic translation initiation factor 4E family member 1c (gene eif4e1c). The record is from RefSeq and is a predicted model, not a curated record. Gene Ontology annotation, biological process: translational initiation. Bases 76 to 711 code for a protein of 211 amino acids. The transcript has 7 exons. Lineage: Eukaryota; Metazoa; Chordata; Actinopteri; Acipenseriformes; Polyodontidae. Gene Ontology annotation, cellular component: cytoplasm; eukaryotic translation initiation factor 4F complex. Gene Ontology annotation, molecular function: translation initiation factor activity; RNA 7-methylguanosine cap binding.